Brassicogethes aeneus is the source of this 885-nucleotide messenger RNA. NCBI's taxonomy places the organism in Eukaryota, Metazoa, Arthropoda, Insecta, Coleoptera, Nitidulidae. The record is from the annotation of a GenBank genome assembly.
AUGGAAGAAGACAUAGAAAAAGAAGAUUUAAACGAAUAUCCUGAGGAUAUAGAUGAUGAAGAUUUAGAUGAGGAUGAUACCAUUCAAGGAUACGUUAGGAGGUUAGCUAAUACAGAAAGUAUACCUCUAUCUCCUAUAGAUAUAAAUAUUGUCAGCACCGUGCAAAUUGAAACACCAAACCUAGAGUGGGUUAAUUUUGAUGUGCAGCCAAGAAAAAUGAAAAUAACAAAUUCGGGUCAUACUGGUAACAACCCCUGUCUUAACAAAAACGUGUGCAAAAUCAAUCCUACCAAAAACGACCUGAAAUACAGGGUGUAUAAUGCACGACACAUAGUGGUCCUAAUAUACUCAAAGUUUUUAGUAUUAGUAAGUGCCAAAUGGGAAGGAGAAAGGCCCUAUAUAGCCGGUGGCCCGUUAAGAGAUAACUAUGUAUUCUCCCAAUUGCAUUUUCAUUGGGGCACAAAUGAUAUGGAGGGUAGUGAACAUACUACCGACGGUAUGAAACAUCCUGCAGAGUUACACGUUGUGACUUACAAAAGUUGCUAUUCUACACAGGAAGCUGCACUAAAACACGUAGAUGGAAUUGUUAUUUUAGUUUACUUUAUACGAUUAAAGGGAGGUGAUCAUCCUUUAUUAUGGAAAAUAUUAGACAUCCUUCCAGAAAUUCAAAUUGCUAAUACUUCAUUUAAAAUCAAACCAUUUCCACUUGAGGAUAUAAUAACACCUUUUAAUGAUGAUUAUUUUGGAUACUGGGGUUCAGUUAUUACAACUGAAUAUUCGCAUUUUGUUUUAUGAGGUUCUUUCGAGGUUCCUUCGAUAUUUGGAAUAGAAAUGUUGGAAGAAUCCUGCUCAACUCGCUGCUCAACAUCAGACGGCGAGUGCUAG